Messenger RNA from Mytilus trossulus (common blue mussel), 2026 nucleotides. RefSeq names its product tRNA-dihydrouridine(20) synthase [NAD(P)+]-like. Bases 154 to 1686 code for a protein of 510 amino acids. Gene Ontology annotation, cellular component: cytoplasm. Gene Ontology annotation, biological process: tRNA dihydrouridine synthesis. Gene Ontology annotation, molecular function: flavin adenine dinucleotide binding; tRNA binding; tRNA dihydrouridine synthase activity. The record is from RefSeq and is a predicted model, not a curated record. NCBI's taxonomy places the organism in Eukaryota, Metazoa, Mollusca, Bivalvia, Mytilida, Mytilidae. The transcript is spliced from 15 exons.
GAUUACAUUCAAGCGUCUCCUCUACAUUGAUUUAUCCAAAAUGUCUGCGCCCAUAAUUUGUCAGGUGUUUCCCAAGAUUGCAUUAUUUUGAGUGUACUUUCAAUUUAGAAAAAGUUUUUUUUUAGUAAACUAAGAUUCUUGUAUUGAUAGAUAAUGAUGGAGAAAAUAGAUUUCCACCACAAAGUGAUUUUGGCUCCUAUGGUUAGAGUAUCUACAUUACCAUUCAGACUUUUGUCACUAAGAUAUGGAGCAGAUUUAGUUUACUGUGAGGAAAUAAUUGAUUUCAAAAUACUUAGCUCAGCUAGAGUAGAAAAUGAUAUACUUGGGACUGUUGACUAUGUUAUGUCUGAUGGCUUCGUGGUAUUUAGAACCUGUGCACAGGAAAAAGGAAAAGUCUUCUUUCAAUUGGGUACCAGUGAUCCAGAACGAGCUGUAGCGGCUGCAUUGAAAGUACAGGAUGAUGUUGCUGGCAUUGAUGUUAAUAUGGGAUGUCCUAAAGAGUUUUCUAUUAAGGGCGGAAUGGGUGCAGCAUUACUGAAGAAGCCAGAGAAAGUUAAACAGAUUUUAUCAAGUCUUGUGAAAGCAGUUUCCGUUCCAGUCACAUGUAAAAUUAGAUGUCUUCCUACCUUAGACGAGACAAUUGAGUUAGCCAAGAUAAUAGAGAAGACGGGUGUGUCAGCCUUGACAGUUCAUGGACGAACUAAGGAAGAACGACCCAGACAUACUAAUAGGAACCAUUUUAUUAAAAAGAUAUCAGAAAGUUUGUCUAUCCCUGUUAUUGCAAAUGGCGGCUCAAAAGAGAUGAAAGAUAAUUGUGACAUACAGAAGUUUGCAAUGCAUACUGGAUGUACCUCAGUGAUGGUUGCUCAGGCAGCAGAAAGGAACCCAUCUAUUUUUAGCAAGGAGGGAAUGAUACCAUUAUUAGAUAUUGUUAGAGAAUACAUUAAAAUGGCAAUAGAUUGGGAUAACAAUGCAAUAAACAGUAAAUAUUGUAUAUUGGCAAUGAUGUAUAAAGAUAUGGACCUAAAAGAGGGGGAUCAAAGUCUGACUGCAGUUACUAUGGAGGAGUUCAGUGAGAUAUGGGGUCUUCAGGAAUAUUAUAAACAACACAAACAGUCAAUGAACAAGUUAUUAGCCUUGAAGUAUGAUAAAGAAACGGAGAUUCAUGUUGUAACAACAGAUGAUGGACACACAACUAUAGAAAUGCCGUUCAAAUUUAACAAAAAAGAAUUUCCUCCAAAGAUUUCUCCAAAACAAAGGUUGUAUGAAGCAACAAAGAGAGCAGGGAUUAAUAGACUAGAAUAUGAUGUGACAGAGAGGACAGAAGACAGAUGUUAUAACUGUAUUUUGAAUGUUGGUGGAAAUCUUUAUACGACUCCAUAUUGGGAAAAGUCCAAGCAGUUAGCAGAACAAGGAACAGCAAUGGUUGCUACUACAGUGUUAGAUAUUGAAGAUGAACGACAGUUUGUUGAAGGUGGGCAGAAUGAAGCUUUAGUAGAAAAAUGGAAGAAACGGAAAAAUGAGAGUGAUGUGAAAGACAUUUAUCUUAGUUUUAAACAUUUAUUUGACAAGGCAAAUGAAGAAAAAGAAAAACUUGCUAAGAAAAGACUUAACGAUGAAACAAAUGACAGCUGUAUAGAAGUCAAACAUUUUGUAUCCGAUAAUCAUGAUGAUGUGGUUACUUAAUAAUUUAUUUUUAGGCCUUUUUAAUGUAGAAUGGGGGCAUUAGGCAAGAAUAUGACAUUAUUUUCAGGGAUUAAUGAAUGCAAGACAUUUCUGUGUGUUCAAAUUAUUUUUUUAGAAAAUUUACUUUUAUUUCAUUUUAAAGAGUGGCAAAUUGUUUUAAAAUUUUUUUUGAAGUCAUAAAUAUAACUUUAUUUGUUUAUUUCAUAAAAUCAUGAGCAUUGUUUUACAAGAUUGGAAGUCUUCUCUGUAGUUAUUUGUGUGAGCCAAUUAUUAAUCCAAUUUUACUAGUAAGAUCUGUGAUAUGUAUUUUAUGAGAAAUAAAGAUAUUUUGAAAGUUGAA